Messenger RNA from Fomitiporia mediterranea MF3/22, 312 nucleotides. RefSeq lists its product as uncharacterized. NCBI's taxonomy places the organism in Eukaryota, Fungi, Basidiomycota, Agaricomycetes, Hymenochaetales, Hymenochaetaceae. The transcript is spliced from 2 exons. The record is from RefSeq and is a predicted model, not a curated record. Bases 1 to 312 code for a protein of 103 amino acids.
AUGCAGCUCAAAAGAAUCGGAGAAGUAGAUCAUGCUUUGGAAGUAUUACUCGUAUCAAAGCGACUAGAGAAACUUCAAACUUGUGCAAUGCGAUUCUCAUGUGACAUUCUGCAAUGUCUCUAUCAUGAGCUAAAUGUCAGCAGCGAUAGAGUUUUUGCAUCCGAGCAACACUUGGACUUGGAGAAUAUAGCGGAUCUCACGACGAACUUCGAAGACGGGAACGAGGGUUCUCAAGAUGAGACCUCGCAAAUCCCCGUCCCAUGUCACAGUCUCAAGCGCCCUCAUUCAUAUCGCAUCGCGUCUUAUGAUUAG